CGUUGGUGGCAACGCGUCUGGACGCGUCUACUUGCCGCACGGAUGGCGCGCACUCGAAUCGGUGGGAAGCGGAAAGGUCCCCGAGAUCCCACCAAAGAGGCUCGCAUUCAAGCCGCCAUCCAGGAUACCUUGACUGGUGUUCAUGGCAGUUUUCGCAGUGCUGCAUCAUACAAACGGAAAGAAGAUCUCGAAGCACUUGCCGGAGCACUCGGACUCUCGAGAGACGGAAAAAUCGCUGAUCUUGCUGCACGGAUCAAAGCUCACUUGGAAGAUCCUGACACUCGCACAGCCCUUGCAGAUAAUCCUCGAUUUUCGGCGCUAUAUGGUUCAAAACGACGCACUGGCAGGCCUGUUGCCGACUUGCCGUUGCCAACCCAACUUCGAAUGAAAACUCAACACCUUCAGCAAGUACUUCUCUCCCCACGGCAGCCAACAAUAUGUUCUACCCGCAGCCACCAUUUUUUCCGCAAAUGCAAGGAUCUCUCCCCAUUCCUUAUCCGAACCACCUACAUCAUGUUGGCCCCGCUGUACUCUCAACAACCGCUCCUGUCAUAUCUACAUCAUCACAGCCAUUGCUGUCUGGGCAUCCUAAUAGUCUCCCUUUUCAUUACUCCGGCAACUCGCAAUACAUAUUCAAUUAGAUUACUGCAUACUAGCCACUGGUACACUCGUAUAUAUCUUCCUAAUAUCUAA
Messenger RNA from Suillus paluster, 693 nucleotides. RefSeq lists its product as uncharacterized. The coding region runs from base 43 to 693 and encodes 216 amino acids. The transcript has a single exon. The record is from RefSeq and is a predicted model, not a curated record. Lineage: Eukaryota; Fungi; Basidiomycota; Agaricomycetes; Boletales; Suillaceae.